UGCCGCGACCAAGCGAAAAAUACGGGUCAGUGUGUGAUCGAAGAAGUCGGACAAAGACAAUACAAAGACAACACAAUCAUGCGAAGCUAUUGCCUCAUCAUCGCAUUGUGCCUACUUGGAUUAGUGGCAGCCAAAUCUCCGGAGGAAGAUCGAGAUCAGUGGGUCUGGCGAUCUUACAACCGAAGGGAGCGCUCCUUUCGGAACAUAGAUCGCAGUUCCCCCAUUAGAAAUUCAUAUGACCAAAAGCUGAGGAGGGAACCCACCACACGCAGACCUUUGCCCGGCGAACCGGAGAACGAUGAGAUCGAGGACUAUGCGGACGUGGAGCCCACCAGGUCCUCGGACACUCCCAACGUUGGCACCCGUCAGUUCAAUCCCUAUGGCGGCCAAACUAAUGCUGGACAAUUCGGAGCAGGAGUUGGUGGAUACGGUGGAAAUCCAGGCGUCUUAGUUGGACCCGGAGGACCUACUGGAAUCAUUGGCAGACCUCAAUUGUACCCCAGUCCUUACCAACCAGGCUAUGGAGGAUUCUCGGGAGCUCAGAACGGCAUUGGGGGAUAUCCCGGAGGAUAUGCAGGAGUGGGACAGGGACUUCCCGGAGCUGGAUAUCCUGGAUCCAACGUGGGUGGCGUUUUCCCCGGAUCUAACGUAGGAGGUGGAUUCCCCGGCACCAGCGUGGGAACCGGCUUCAACGGCUAUUCCAGCAACGGACUUGGCCUAAACCAAUUCCCCAGCAACGGACAGUAUCCUUAUGGAUCCUACCCUGGAGGCGACUUCGGUGGCAACCAGUUUGCAGCCCCGGGUGGACAGUUCCCUGGACUAGGACAAUACCCCUCUAAUCAACAGUUUGGAGGACCACAGUAUACUGAGGGUUAUGGAUUGGCUGGAGGAUUGGGCUUGGGUCAGCUUGGUGUUGGAAACGGUGGUAUUGGAUAUGGCAGUAAUUUUCCACCUGUGGGUGGAUUUGGCUUCGAUGAGAAAUCGCCAGCUGUGGCCGAGGGCAAAAGUGCUAAAAGUGUGGCUGCGGCACCCAGAUCGGUGAACGAUAAGCUCAGUAAGAAAGUAUAGGACUUUAUAUUCUAAGCUCAAAAGCAGUGUUGUGGAAUUGGACAUGUUCCUUUUUUACUCCUUCUCACUGCAACUAAAAAGAUCUGCAAUCAAAUCCCCGAAUCUAUUGUUUCCUAAUUAUACACUUCCAUCUAGCAUCAGUUGUAAAUAGUUCCCUUAUGCUAGGCAUAGUUUAGGCUUAGAUUAAGCAAAUAAAUCCCAUUGUUUACCCAACUGUGUUCUUUUCAAAUGUUGGGUAUACUCUUUAAGAAUCUGAAACCUUACUCCUCAGCAAUUAAAUUUAAAAUUUACUGA
Drosophila rhopaloa is the source of this 1362-nucleotide messenger RNA. RefSeq names its product glycine-rich cell wall structural protein 1.0. The transcript has a single exon. Bases 79 to 1068 code for a protein of 329 amino acids. The record is from RefSeq and is a predicted model, not a curated record. NCBI's taxonomy places the organism in Eukaryota, Metazoa, Arthropoda, Insecta, Diptera, Drosophilidae.